AUGGCGGUUCGUAUUCAGCGGCUCAAAGAUUCCGAAAAGGAUGCGCAAGAUAUGGAGAAAGCUGCUAACGCAAUGGUUUUAAUAGCGGCGAAGAUGGCUACUAUAGCUUGUCGAGCCUGCGGAACGAAAGGAGGUAGUUGCAACUGCAAUGAGAAGGCCUUCCUGGAGGCCAAGGCUGCUUGGGCGGCCUUCCGACAUGUACGAGGUGAAGGCAAAACACGCGAUCACCUGAAGCCGACAGCUGCCACAGAGUAUGCACGUAAACUGCAGCCAGCCACUGUACGACAUGGCCCCGGCCCUGGUCCUGGUGCGACAGAGAUAGUCACCAUAGAUGAUGAUGAGGACCAGGCCCGCGACCAGCCGCAAAAGAGGCCUCCUCAAACACCAGCUCGCUCGCCAGCGACCCCAGGAAAGCGCCUAAAAGCCGCACCGGCGACGCCGGCUCCCGCAAAGAAGUACAGUGUCGAGGAUGAAGUCCUUCACCGAAGGCAGGCGCUAGCACGGCGGAAGUUCGACAAGCCAAUCCCAAGGAACCUGGAAGGGCUGAAAAAGGAGCACGCCUUACACCGCCGUCGGAUGAAGGAACAACGACGUGCUGAGAGAAAAUUGAAGCUUGAACGGCGCCUGUUGAAGCGCGCGAGAAAAGCCCAGCAAGAGUGGGAAGCAAAUGCUGGCAAGGAGGAAGAUGCCGAGCAGAGUCAUAGAGUUGAAGGUAAAGAAUUUGCAAAGCUUCGGGCCCUCUUUCUCGCCCAGCUGCAAACAAAGAGGAAGCGGCGAAAACUCCUGGCUGAGUACAAAAUCGAUUGGGCGAGCUUCAGACGGAUGCUCAUUUGGACGCCUCGUAAUUACAGAGAACAGCUGCGGAAGAUGCGGGCAGAAAAGAGGAAGGCUCGAAGAGCCAAAGGAGGCAAAUUCUCGGACGAAACCGUCCAGCUGAAACCUAGAGACUUUUCAAUGCCCGACCUGACGCUGGACGAAGCUCCAGAGGACCUUCGAUUCAAGCGGCCCAGGAAGUGGAGGUCUUCUGGAGCGGCCAUGAAGCAGCUCGUUCGACAGCGCCGAAAGGAGGCCCGCGGUUCCCCUAUUCGCCCCUUUUUGGUUCGCGAUAUUCCCGUCAUCUCUGGCAAAGACGCGAAGCGAAAGAUGCUCACGUACCCUGUGCUCACGUACCCCAGCAGUGUGAAAGAAGAGCAAGAGACCGACUCCCGACUCCAGGCUGCCGCUGCCACCGAGGCUGGGGAAACAGCCACUACCACCGCUGAGGACUCCCUUCAGAGCAAAGGCAUCGUGGCUGAGGCGGCUAUGGCCAUCGAGGCCGGAAGUCUGCGUAGAGACAUGCGUUUGGACCACGGACUGCGAAAAGUGAUGCAUUCCAUCAGUUUGGCAGUCACCAGCUUGCCAGCUUGCCAGCCCACACGUUGA
Messenger RNA from Symbiodinium pilosum, 1422 nucleotides. Lineage: Eukaryota; Dinophyceae; Suessiales; Symbiodiniaceae. The record is from the annotation of a GenBank genome assembly.